CCACAACCGAUUUCUGAGAACUCCAACGUUGUUACACCCAACUCGAAGAUGAUGUCGCUGGAUUCUAUUCCAUCGGCAAUGCGUCCAAACAAUGAGUGUGUAGAAGAAGAAGAGGUAUGGAGUGGAGACUGUGAAGACGAAGAAAAGGUAUGGAGUGGAGACCGUGAAGAUGAACAAGAGGUAUGGAGUAGUCCUUCAAACAAAAAGUGUGGUGAAAUAGAUACUAGCGGAGCUGGGAAGGAGGCAACAGAAAAUUGUACAGAUGGAGUUGAAGAACCGAAAGAGGGAAUGACCUUUGACACAUCGAAGGAAGCUUAUUCAUACUACUCAAGAUAUGCUAAAGAAAAAGGGUUUGUUGUGGCAAAAAGAACAUCGAGAAAGGGAAAAGAUGGAAAGUUGAAGGAUGUAACUAUAGCAUGCAGUCAUGUUGGAAAGGCAAGGGUGACAUCAAGCAACCCGGUCAAACCACGGCCACAAUCAAAAAUUGAUUGUCAAGCUCAUGUUACCGUUGUGUUGUAGCCGAAUGAAAAGUGGAGGUUAAAUCGGGUUGCUUUAGUUCACAAUCAUGACCAGAGCCUGGGAAAGGUAAGGUAUUUGAGGAGCAAUAGGGUACUCGAUGAACAAGUGAAAAGAAGACUUGAAUUGAAUGAUAAAGCUGGGAUCAAUUUGAACCAGACUUAUACCUCACUUCAGAUUGAGGCUGGGGGACCUGGUAAGCUUCCAUAUAUCCAGAAAGAUUGCCGAAAUCAUGUGGAUAAAGUGCGUCGUUCACUACUUGUGGAAGGAGAUGCUCAGGCGAUGCACAAUUAUUUCCUGAAGAUGAAAGCCGACAAUUCUGACUUCUUUUUUGUAAUGGAUUUGGAUGAUGAGGGUCGACUAAGGAAUGUAUUUUGGGCGGAUGCAAAGAGUAGGGCAGCUUGUAAAGAGUUCGGUGAUGUUGUGACCUUUGACACAACUUACUUGGUAAACAGGCAUGAUAUGCCUUUUGCUCCGUUUGUAGGCGUGAAUCAUCAUAGCCAGUCUAUUUUAUUGGGAUGCGGGCUCAUCUCUCAAGAAGACACAGACUCAUUUUC
Molecule: messenger RNA, 1073 nt
Organism: Rhododendron vialii
Lineage: Eukaryota; Viridiplantae; Streptophyta; Magnoliopsida; Ericales; Ericaceae
Product: protein FAR-RED IMPAIRED RESPONSE 1-like
Exons: 2
Coding region: 49-519 (156 amino acids)
Source: RefSeq, a predicted model, not a curated record